Humulus lupulus (European hop) is the source of this 504-nucleotide messenger RNA. RefSeq lists its product as uncharacterized. Lineage: Eukaryota; Viridiplantae; Streptophyta; Magnoliopsida; Rosales; Cannabaceae. The coding region runs from base 1 to 504 and encodes 167 amino acids. The transcript has a single exon. The record is from RefSeq and is a predicted model, not a curated record. Gene Ontology annotation, molecular function: zinc ion binding; nucleic acid binding.
AUGACUUGGAGAGAUUUUGAAAGGGUAUUCAAGGAACAAUAUUGUAACCCGUCUCACCAGAGGACUUUAAUUGGGUCAUUUGACAGCUUAAGACAGGGGAACAUGACAGUAAAUGAGUUAUAUAUGAAGUUUAUAGAAUUAUCUUCCUAUGCUUAUGCCGGUACGGUCGAUCAACCUCUUUUGAUUGAGCAGUUCCUCUGUCGCUUAAACCCUUCAAUAUUGGGUCCACUUGCCCCUAUGACCUUUGGAAAUUUGAACGAGUGUGUAACAGCAGCCUUACAGACUGAGGUUCAUCAAGAAGGAAUUGAAAGAAGGAAUCCGGCCCGAAAAAAAGGAAAUGAUAGGAAAAUAAACAAGAAGAACCAAGAGCAAUGGUUAUCCCAAGGAAAACAACUUAGUGGGAGUAGCAAUAGUAGUGGAUCUUCAGGAAAUACUCGAAUUGGGUCGUAUGGGUGUUUUAGUUGUGGCCAACAGGGUCAUAAGAAGAAAGAUUGCCCACAAUGA